GGAAAGAGUUUCAUCUUGUAAGGAGCCUCUUUGUUUUGAAGCCGUGCAUCGGUACGUCUUUCCGGUAGUGAACGUAAGGUUUAAGGGUGUUAUAGUGAAAGAAGUCCAUUCAUCAUGACAGACGUCGAGACCUGGGGUGAUGAGGAUCCGGCAGUGAUGGAAACUGAAGCAACAUUGCCUGUUGCUCAGCCUGCAGAACUGCCAGAAAUAAAGUUAUUUGGUAGAUGGAGUUGCGACGAUGUUCAAGUUUCAGAUAUGUCCCUACAGGAUUACAUUGCUGUCAAAGAAAAGAAUGCCAAAUAUCUUCCCCAUUCUGCUGGGCGAUACGCAGCCAAGAGAUUCCGCAAGGCGCAGUGCCCAAUUGUGGAAAGAUUAACUAAUUCACUUAUGAUGCAUGGCCGCAACAAUGGAAAGAAGUUAAUGGCCGUGCGCAUUGUAAAGCACGCAUUUGAAAUCAUACACCUUCUUACGGGAGAGAAUCCGCUGCAGGUUUUAGUGUCAGCUAUAAUUAAUUCAGGUCCCCGGGAAGACUCGACACGUAUCGGUAGAGCAGGAACGGUGCGUCGUCAAGCAGUUGAUGUGUCUCCGUUAAGGAGAGUGAAUCAGGCAAUCUGGUUGCUGUGUACUGGAGCAAGAGAAGCAGCUUUCAGGAAUAUUAAAACUAUUGCGGAAUGUGUUGCUGAUGAACUCAUUAAUGCAGCAAAGGGAUCUUCCAACUCCUAUGCUAUCAAGAAGAAAGAUGAACUUGAGCGUGUUGCAAAAUCAAACCGUUAAAAAUUGAAUGAGAUCAGAUUGUGGUUAAUAAAGUAAUUUCUUCCAAUGA
Molecule: messenger RNA, 823 nt
Organism: Schistocerca americana (American grasshopper)
Lineage: Eukaryota; Metazoa; Arthropoda; Insecta; Orthoptera; Acrididae
Product: 40S ribosomal protein S5
Exons: 6
Coding region: 115-774 (219 amino acids)
Biological process (GO): translation; ribosomal small subunit assembly
Cellular component (GO): ribosome; cytosolic small ribosomal subunit
Molecular function (GO): mRNA binding; structural constituent of ribosome; rRNA binding
Source: RefSeq, a predicted model, not a curated record